Molecule: messenger RNA, 9430 nt
Organism: Danio rerio (zebrafish)
Lineage: Eukaryota; Metazoa; Chordata; Actinopteri; Cypriniformes; Danionidae
Source: RefSeq, a predicted model, not a curated record
GUACCAUCUCUGGUGAUCCUCACUACUACACGUUUGACAAUCAGGUUUUUCACUUUCAAGGGACCUGCACAUACGUUCUAUCAGAGGCUUGCGGUAUUGGAUUGCCAUAUUAUCGCAUUGAAGGCAAAAAUGAGCAUAGGGGUAGCACGCAUGUGUCUUGGACACGGAUGGUUAGAGUGUUUGUCUAUAAUAAAGUAAUUGAACUGGUCAGAGGUCACAACUAUGAAGCAAGGAUUAAUGGAAGCUUUGCAGCAACACCGUUCUCCCUACGCAAUGGCUCCAUCCAAGUCUAUCAGUCAGGUUUUUCUUUGGCCAUCAGCACAGACUUUGGUCUGCUUGUUACAUAUGAUGCAUACAGCUACGUCAGGAUAUCUGUACCAUAUGACUAUCAGAAUGCCACCUGCGGUCUGUGUGGAAACAAUAACCUGCGCUCUGAUGAUGACUUCCGUUCACCCAGUGGGGAGAUCUUAAGCUCAGAUGUGGACUUUGCCAACAGUUGGAAAGUAGAUAGUGACACAGACCCUGAGUGCCAUAAUGUCAGGUGCACAGGUCUGGCUUGUGCCGUUUGCACCACUGAUGAAACAAAUCGUUACAGUGACACAAACCACUGUGGAAUCCUUGGAGAUGUUGCUGGUCCAUUUGCCGCUUGCCAUUCUGUUCUUGCGCCACAGACGUACAUGGAGAACUGUGUCUAUGACCUUUGUUUGGGAGAAGGGUACCAGCCAAUUUUGUGCCAGGCUCUGAAUGUGUAUGCCACUCAGUGCCAACAACAGGGUGUACACCUUGGGCAGUGGAGGCAGCAAGGAUUUUGUGAAAUUCAGUGCCCUGAACACAGUCAUUUUGAGCCUCAAGGAACAGGCUGCCCAGCAACAUGUAAUAAUCCAUCCGCCCCAAUGAACUGCCCCUUGCCAAAUCAGGAAAGUUGUAUCUGUGAUCCUGGGUACAUUCAAAGUGCUGGAGUGUGUGUGCCUCAAGCAAACUGUGGUUGUACGUUUGAGGGUUUUUAUUACGCUGAAGGACAAUCGGUAGUGUUGGACAGUGACUGUGGGAGACAAUGUGUGUGCAGCAACAUGUCAAUGAUCUGCCAUCAGUAUCAGUGUGGUCCAGGAGAGGUGUGUGAGGUCCAUAAUGGUGUCAGAGGCUGCAGACCAAUUGGUUAUGCUACCUGCUCAGUUGAAGAUCUAGGAUCAUAUCACACCUUUGACGGGCAAAUUUUCAGAUAUGCUGGAGCAUGUGGACUGACCCUAGCUAGAGUAAUGGGGCAAUGCUCUUUGCCACACUUUGUAUUGACCGUGGAGAAAGUACCCAGAGGUUUUCAGAACUUUUCCAGGUUUUUGAAGUUCGAGGCAGGAGGAAUCCAGGUCUCCAUUGAAAUGGGAGAGGGAAGCAAUGUAAAGGUGGAUGGACAGAUGGUUGGUUUGCCUGUCAGUGUUGGCUCUGGUCAAAUCCGCAUCUAUCACAGCAGUGUGAGGGGUUUUGUUUUGGAAACAAACUUUGGGGUGACAGUGAGGGCCGACUGGCCACACAUUGUCCGCAUCACAGCGCCAAGCACCUACAAUGGCACACUUGGAGGUCUGUGUGGAAACCUGAAUGGAAAUAUCGCUGAUGAGUUUUACACACCAGAUGGCGUCCUUUUAAACGACACUCAACUGUUUGCGGGCAGUUGGCGUGAUGGAUCCCUGUCAGCCCAUUGUGAGGAGCCAUUCAACAGCUGGGAGCCAGGACAUUUUCAGAGCAGGAGCCAGUUCAGUCAACAGUGUGGUAUCAUGGCUUUGCUUGAUGGACCGUUCGCUGAGUGCAGCAGGACAUUUAAUCCUCAACAGCGAAUUGCUGAUUGUGUUCAGUUGCUGGAGCAAACACAAGGUGCCAAAGAGGCUCUAUGUGAGGCUCUGCGAGGUUACACACUGCUUUGUCAACAGAAUGGAGUUGCGGUAGAAGACUGGAGAAAUGUCACCAACUGUGAACCCAUCUGUCCAAAUAAUACCCAUUAUGAAGUAUGUGGCACCUCCUGUCCUGCAUCCUGCCCCAGCCUCUCAUUCCCAUUCCAGUGCAGCUUGCAGUGCCAGGAGGGAUGUCAGUGUAAUGAUGGAAAUGUGUUAACUGGAGAUCACUGUGUGCCCCCCAUGGGUUGUGGUUGUCACUACUCUGGGAGGUAUUAUCAGGCUAGACAGAGAUUCUGGCAUGGUCAAGGGUGCCAGUUCUUGUGUGUUUGUGAUGGAAUUACUGGAAAUGUCCAGUGCACACCAGCAUCUUGCAGGGAAGAGGAAGUCUGCCAAGUGUUGGAUGGCGAAUAUGGCUGCCAUCCUCGUCCACAAGCACGUUGCUCUGCUUCCGGAGACCCUCAUUACAUGUCUUUUGAUAGAACCUUCUUUGACUUCCAGGGCACAUGCCGCUAUGUGCUAGCCACAGUAUGCAAUGACACCAUUGGUCUUCCACAUUUCCAGGUGGAUGCAAGGAAUGAACCAUGGCAUGGACUCACAGUGGCAAUUACAGUGGAAGUUUUUGUCAACGUCUCUGGGCAUUUGGUACACAUGUCACAGGAUUUAAAUGGUCAUUCUGCUGUUGAGGUUGAUGGAGAGACCAGAAACCUCCCCGUUCUGCUUAAUUCUGGUCGUGUAUCUGUCUACUCCAGCGGACAGUACAUAUAUGUAUCUACUGACUUUGGCUUUGUUGUGAGUUAUGGAGGCUCCUGGACACUGAACAUCAUCAUACCAGCAGAGUACAGCGGUGUUACAUGUGGCCUGUGUGGAAACUUUAACGGCCAGAGCAGCGAUGACUUCAUGACUCCUUCAGGUGAUCUGGUGCGCUCAGCAGACCAGUUUGGGGCAAGUUGGAAGGUUGAAGAUGGCCUGUCAUGCAAUGAUGGCUGUGGAAACAAUUGCCCAUUGUGCCAAGAUCAGACAACUGCCCGUUCACUGUGUGAAAUCAUCAGGUCCAGUGAAGGCCCAUUUAGCUUCUGCCAUGUUUCUGUAGACCCUCAAGCCUACUAUGAUGACUGUGUGUUUGAUGUGUGUCUGUCUGGAAACCGUAAUAAUGUCCUGUGUCGCUCAAUUCAAACCUACGCUAGUGCCUGUCAGGCAAACAAUGCUGUCAUCUACCCAUGGAGAGAAAGUGCAUCCUGUGCUAUGGCCUGCUCAAAUAACAGUCACUAUGAGUUGUGUGGAACAGACUGUGGUCAUACUUGUGCCAGCAGCAUUGAUGCUAGUUGUGAUCACACAUGCUCAGAGGGAUGUUUCUGUAAUGAUGGAUUGGCGAGGAGUGGAGGACAGUGUGUAUCAGUGGAGCAAUGCGGCUGCUCGUAUGAUGGAUUCUACAUUAACGUUGGUGAGCGGUUCUGGAAUCUAGAAUGUUCACAAGUCUGUCAGUGUUUUGCUCCUAAUGAUCUGCGCUGCUCUGGUUACUUCUGCCCACCGACUAUGGAGUGUACGGUCAGAAAUGGACAACGUGGCUGUUACGAAGAGAGUACGACAUACAUAACCACAACCAGUUCAAGUCUUCCCACAGGACAGAGCCCCAUUAACAUGACGACCACCAGGCCAAUCCCCCCAGCUGUGUUUUAUCCAUUUGGUGAUGGAGACACAGUGAUUGCUCGUUCUGAUGAUGGCAGUUCAUCUGUGAUCUACCUUCUGCAACAGUUCAUUUUUUUUGGACAACGAUAUAGUCGGAUAUAUGUCAACAACAAUGGAGACUUGACUUUUAAUGGGCAGUUUGGCAGCUUUACGCCAUACAGUUUCCCAGGUUAUGGUGGAACAGACAUCAUUGCUCCAUUCUGGACAGAUUUGGACACCCGUGGGAAUGGUGUGGUUUCAUAUCGUCAGUACACCAACAGCAGUGUGCUCACAGAGGCCACACAAGACAUUAACCAAUACUUCCCUGAUCUGAGCUUCUCUGCUACUUGGGUCUUUGUAGCAACAUGGGACAGAGUAGCAUAUUUUCCUCAAUCAAGAACGGAAACAUCUUUCCAAGUGGUUUUGAUUUCAGAUGGCCAUUUCACAUUUGUAUUGAUGAAUUAUGGAACAAUUGCUCCAGCUCAACGUAAUAUACAGGCUGGUUAUGACACCAUCAACUCAAAAUACCAUUUCUCAAUUCCUGGAUCUUUCUCGAAUAACUUCACAAACUUGACAUACAGCAGCAAUGUCAAUGUGCCAGGCAGAUGGGCCUUCAGAACAGAUCAUGGAUCACGUGGUUGUCAGUUUAAUGGUAGUGCAGUGCAGCUUGGAGACUCUUUCUGGAGUGAUGCCACCUGCCGGCAGAAAUGCAUUUGUACCAACAGUGGUCUUCAGUGUAGCCCGGAGCCAUGCAGUUAUUCCCAAGCCUGUCGUCCAGCAGCCUUCCAAUACUCCUGCCAGAACAUUCCACGUCAAACAUGUACCGUCUCUGGUGAUCCUCACUACUACACGUUUGACAAUCAGGUUUUUCACUUUCAAGGGACCUGCACAUACGUUCUAUCUGAGGCUUGCGGUAUUGGAUUGCCAUAUUAUCGCAUUGAAGGCAAAAAUGAGCAUAGAGGUAGCACGCAUGUGUCUUGGACACGGAUGGUUAGAGUGUUUGUCUAUGAUGAAGUAAUUGAACUGGUCAGAGGUCACAACUAUGAAGCAAGGAUUAAUGGAAGCUUUGCAGCAACACCAUUCUCCCUACACAAUGGCUCCAUCCAAGUCUAUCAGUCAGGUUUUUCUUUGCUCAUCAGCACAGACUUUGGUCUGCUUGUUACAUAUGAUGCAUACAGCUAUGUCAGGAUCUCUGUACCAUAUGACUAUCAGAAUGUCACCUGUGGUCUGUGUGGAAACUAUAACCUGCAAUCUGAUGAUGACUUCCGUUCACCCAGUGGGGAGAUCUUGAGCUCAGAUGUGGACUUUGCCAACAGUUGGAAAGUAGAUAGUGACACAGACCCUGAGUGCCAUAAUGUCAGGUGCACAGGUCUGGCUUGCGCUGUUUGCACCACUGAUGAAAGAAAUCGUUACAGUGACACAAACCACUGUGGAAUCCUUGGAGAUGUUGCUGGUCCUUUUGCGGCUUGCCAUUCUGUUCUUGCGCCACAGACGUACAUGGAGAACUGUGUCUAUGACCUUUGUUUGGGAGAAGGGUACCAGCCAAUUUUGUGCCAGGCUCUCAAUGUGUAUGCCACUCAGUGCCAACAACAGGGUGUACACCUUGGGCAGUGGAGGCAGCAAGGAUUUUGUGAAAUUCAGUGCCCUGAACACAGUCAUUUUGAGCCUCAAGGAACAGGCUGCCCAGCAACAUGUAGUAAUCCAUCCGCCCCAAUGAACUGCCCUUUGCCAAAUCAGGAAAGUUGUAUCUGUGAUUAUGGGUACAUUCUCAGUGCUGGAGUGUGCGUGCCUCAAGCAAACUGUGGUUGUACGUUUGAGGGUUUUUAUUACGCUGAAGGACAAUCGGUAGUGUUGGACGGUGACUGUGGGAGACAAUGUGUGUGCAGCAGCAUGUCAAUGAUCUGCCAUCAGUAUCAGUGUGGUCCAGGAGAGGUGUGUGAGGUCCAUAAUGGUGUCAGAGGCUGCAGACCAAUUGGUUAUGCUACCUGCUCAGUUGAAGAUCUAGGGUCAUAUCACACCUUUGACGGGCAAAUUUUCAGAUACGCUGGAGCAUGUGGACUGACCCUAGCUAGGGUGAUGGGGCAAUGCUCUUUACCACACUUUGUAUUGACCGUAGAGAAAGUACCCAGAGGUUUUCAAAACUUUUCCAGAUUUUUGAAGUUCGAGGCAGGAGGAAUCCAGGUCUCCAUUGAAAUGGGAGAAGGAAGCAAUGUAAAGGUGGAUGGACAGAUGGUUGGUCUACCCGUCAGUGUUGGCUCUGGUCAAAUCCGCAUCUAUCACAGCAGUGUGAGGGGUUUUGUUUUGGAAACAAACUUUGGGGUGACAGUGAGAGCCGACUGGCCACACAUUGUCCGCAUCACAGCACCAAGCACCUACAAUGGCACACUUGGAGGACUUUGUGGAAACUUGAAUGGAAAUAUUGCUGAUGAGUUUUACACACCAGAUGGCGUCCUUUUAAACGACACUCAACUGUUUGCGGGCAGUUGGCGUGAUGGAUCCCUAUCAGCCCACUGUGAGGACCCGUUUGACAGCUGGGUGCCAGGACAGUUUCAGAGCAGGAGCCAGUUCAGUCAACAGUGUGGUAUCAUGGCUAUGCUUGAUGGACCGUUUGCUGAGUGCAGCAGGACAUUUAAUCCUCAACAGCGAAUUGCUGAUUGUGUUCAGUUGCUGGAGCAAACACAAGGUGCCAAAGAGGCUCUAUGUGAGGCUCUGCGAGGUUACACACUGCUUUGUCAACAGAAUAGAAUUGCAGUAGAAGACUGGAGAAAUGUCACCAACUGUGAACCCACCUGUCCAGAAAAUACCCAUUAUGAAGUAUGUGGCACCUCCUGUCCUGCAUCCUGCCCCAGCCUCUCAUUUCCAUUCCAGUGCAGCUUGCAGUGCCAGGAGGGUUGUCAGUGUAAUGAUGGAAAUGUGUUGAAUGGAGAUCACUGUGUGCCCCCCAUGGGUUGUGGUUGUCACUACUCUGGGAGGUAUUAUGAGGCUAGACAGAGAUUCUGGCAUGGUCAAGGGUGCCAGUUCUUGUGUGUUUGUGAUGGAAUUACUGGAAAUGUCCAGUGCACACCAUCAUCUUGCAGGGAAGAGGAAGUCUGCCAAGUGUUGGAUGGCGAAUAUGGCUGCCAUCCUCGUCCACAAGCACGUUGCUCUGCUUCGGGAGACCCUCAUUACAUGUCUUUUGAUAGAACCUUCUUUGACUUCCAGGGCACAUGCCGCUAUGUGCUAGCCACAGUAUGCAAUGACACCAUUGGUCUUCCACAUUUCCAGGUGGAUGCAAGGAAUGAACCAUGGCAUGGACUCACAGUGGCAAUUACAGUGGAAGUUUUUGUCAACGUCUCUGGGCAUUUGGUGCACAUGUCACAGGAUUUAAAUGGUCAUUCUGCUGUUGAGGUUGAUGGAGAGACCAGAAACCUCCCCAUUCUGCUUAAUUCUGGUGGUUUAUCUGUCUACUCUAGCGGACAGUACAUAUAUGUAUCUACUGACUUUGGAUUCAUUGUGAGUUAUGGAGGCUCCUGGACACUGAACAUCAUCAUACCAGCAGAGUACAGCGGUGUUACAUGUGGCCUGUGUGGAAACUUUAACGGCCAGAGCAGCGAUGACUUCAUGACUCCUUCAGGUGAUCUGGUGCGCUCAGCAGACCAGUUUGGGGCAAGUUGGAAGAUUGAAGAUGGCCUGCCAUGCAAUGAUGGCUGUGGAAACAAUUGCCCAUUGUGCCAAGAUCAGACAACUGCCCGUUCACUGUGUGAAAUCAUCAGGUCCAAUGAAGGCCCAUUUAGCUUCUGCCAUGUUUCUGUAGACCCUCAAGCCUACUAUGAUGACUGUGUGUUUGAUGUGUGUCUUUCUGGAAACCGUAAUAAUGUCCUGUGUCGCUCAAUUCAAACCUACGCUAGUGCCUGUCAGGCUAACAAUGCUGUCAUCUACCCAUGGAGAGAAAGUGCAUCCUGUGCAAUGUCCUGCUCAAAUAACAGCCACUAUGAGUUGUGCGGAACAGACUGUGGUCAUACAUGUGCCAGCAGCAUUGAUGCUAGUUGUGAUCACACAUGCUCAGAGGGAUGUUUCUGUAAUGAUGGAUUGGUGAGAAGUGGAGGACAGUGUGUAUCAGUGGAGCAAUGCGGCUGCUUGUAUGAUGGAUUCUACAUUAACGUUGGCGAGCAGUUCUGGGAUCUAGAAUGUUCCCAAGUCUGUGAGUGUUUUGCUCCAAAUGAUCUGCGAUGCUCUGCUUACUUCUGCUCAGCAAAUAUGGAGUGUACGGUCAGAAAUGGACACCGUGGCUGCUUUGAUGAUAGCACCACAUACCUGACCACCACUAGUGCAAACCUUCCUGAAGAGAGCACUACAGACAUGACAACCACCACCACAAGCCUUCCCUCAGAAGAGAGCACCACAGACAUGAUCACCACCACAAGCCUUUCCUCAGAUGAUACCACCACAUACCUGACCAUCACCAGCGCAAACCUUCCUGAAGAAGAGAGCACCACAGACAUGAUCACCACCACAAGCCUUUCCUCAGAUGAUAGCACCACAUACCUGACCUCCACUACAGCAAACCUUCCUGAAGCUGAAGAAGAUCACUGUUCUGAGUUCAACUGCACUGAGAAUGAACAUUGUGAAAAGAAACAUGGUGUUUAUGGCUGUUCCUGCAAGAAGAACCAUCACAGAUCUCAUCCUUCAGCAGCAGACUCCUUUGACUUCACUGAAACCUGUGAAAACAGCCAUGGCUCCUUAUCACUGUCUCGCUGUCAGCUUUUUGAUGCUGGCUUUCCUUCGGAGAUCUUGCACCUCAAUGAUGCCAACUGCAAAGGAACAGUUCGAGAUGGCCAAGUGAAGUUUUACUUUGACAACAAUGAACACGUCUGUGGCACAAGUCUAACGGCCAAUGGCACGCACAUCAUCUAUGAGAACUUUAUUAAGGGAGAACCAAACACAACUGGACUUCUCGUUAGCAGAGCAAAAGCCCUGAAGCUUUCUUUCAGCUGUGUUUAUUUGCAAACACAAACACUCUCCAUGGACAUCAACCCUCUUGAGAGCAAAGUGCAUAAGACCCUUCCUGUUGGUCAAGGUACAUAUCGAGUUCGAAUGAUUCCAUACCAGGAUGCAGAGUUCAUCCACCCCUUCGAUGGUAUAGUGGCUGCGGAGGUGAGCAAACGCAUUUUUGUGGAGGUUCGCGUUGAUGGUGUUGACGACAAUCAGUUUGCCUCAGUGAUGGACACAUGCUGGGCUACACCUGUGAACGAUCCUCACGAUUCUCUCCGCUGGGACCUCAUCGUUGACAGGUGUCCCAAUCCAAAUGACGACACAGUGGAGCUGGUGGAGAAUGGCAAUUCCACGGUCAGCCGUUUCUCAUUUGAGAUGUUUAUCUUCACUGCAAACUCCACAAAGGUUUACCUGCACUGCGCUAUUCACCUUUGCCUUCUGACAGACAAUCACUGCUCAGUGAACUGUGACUCUGAACACCACAGGAGAGAAGAAAGAUCUGCGGAUAUUCAUGACAGUGCUCACAUAUCACUGGGUCCAUUUAUCUGGUCUGAAAAUGACAAAGAUUUGCUGGUGCCACGCCAAGUGCUAGGCAGAGCUCCGUAUCUGAGUGUUUCUCUUACUGUAUUGCUUAUUUCUCUGUUGUGUUUGCUGAUAUUCUUCUAGAAUAUUUCCACUAAGGAACUUUACAUGUUGAAUCUAAACUUUUUAUCUCUUUCUUAAUGAAUGUUGCACUAAUUCCACACCAUUACAUACUUUUUAUGUAGGACUUUUGGGUGUUUAUCUAGAAAAUGAUUAGUUAAUUUAAAGAUUUUUACAUUUUCAAAAUUGUAUCUAUCAGAUUGUUCAGAUUCUGUAAGUCUAUGUACAAUAAAGCAAAAAAUAAUGAGAUUAUGCAAAUCACACAAAAA